Messenger RNA from Apis mellifera (honey bee), 1065 nucleotides. Its product is annotated as malectin. Gene Ontology annotation, cellular component: membrane. Gene Ontology annotation, molecular function: carbohydrate binding. The transcript is spliced from 4 exons. Bases 200 to 1006 code for a protein of 268 amino acids. Lineage: Eukaryota; Metazoa; Arthropoda; Insecta; Hymenoptera; Apidae. The record is from RefSeq and is a predicted model, not a curated record.
UAUUUUGAUAUUAUUUUAUAUAGAAUUUAAUUUAAUUGAAUGAAUUCGAAAUUUCUUCAUAUGUAACAUCAAUAUGUUCUUAACUUUGAAUAUCUUUCCACUUUAAAUAUAACCUCCUUUGCCGGUUACAAAAAAUUGCAGUAAGUUAUGAUUAUAUUGUUAUAUCGAAACAGUUGAACAUUAAUAUAUAAUAAAAAGUAUGACUGCGAGAUGGGAAAUAUACUUUUUGACAAUAUCAAUGUUAUUGUUUACCGUUUGUGUACAAAGUUUGCAAAGUUUAGAAGUAAUAUAUGCAAUAAAUGCUGGUGGAGAUACACAUACUGACAGUUAUGGAAUUCGUUAUACUAGAGAUCCUUUAAUGAAUAAAGUUGGAACUGCAUCUGAUUAUGGCAAGCAGUUAAUUAUUGGUCGAGUAAAUACUAUUGACCAAAUUUUGUAUCAAACUGAACGUUAUCAUCAUAGCACAUUUGGAUAUGAUAUUCCAAUAAAUGAAGAUGGAGAUUAUGUUAUGAUAUUAAAAUUUUGUGAAGUUUAUUUUAACUCUCCUAAUAUGAAGGUAUUUGAUGUUGUAUUAAAUGGAGAUCAUACUGUUGUUACUGAUUUAGAUAUUUUUGAGAGAGUUGGACGUGGUAUAGCACAUGAUGAAUAUAUAUCAUUUAAAGUUCAAGCUGGAAAAUUAAUAUAUAAUGAUGAAGAAUCUGACAUAUUAGCUGGAAAAAUUAGAGUUGAAUUUAUAAAAGGUUAUAGAGAUAAUCCAAAGAUAAAUGCUAUUGCAGUGGUGAAAGGAAAUAUAGAAGAUAUACCACAAUUGGGCCCAAUUCCUCAAGAACCAGAAGAAUAUCAUAAUAUACAAGAAGAUGAGGAAGAGUCUACAGUUCGUAGUCGACAUACUAGUGGUCCUAGAACUCCAGAUCCUUAUUCAAUCGAUGAUUCUUCAGUAAUGUUACCAGUUUUUGUAGCUCUUGGGGCAUUUAUUCCUUUAUUAUUUUGCCUAUGUAAAUUAUAGGUGGUAAAAUUUUGCACAUAAAUGCCUUGUACUUAAAAAAUAUAAUUUAAUCAGCUUAG